Molecule: messenger RNA, 551 nt
Organism: Umbelopsis ramanniana AG
Lineage: Eukaryota; Fungi; Mucoromycota; Umbelopsidomycetes; Umbelopsidales; Umbelopsidaceae
Exons: 3
Coding region: 50-367 (105 amino acids)
Source: RefSeq, a predicted model, not a curated record
ACUGGACGUUAUAAACACGCAAGUAAGCCCACCUAUUGUCCAUUCAGUCAUGUCCAUGUUUGCUAGAGCAUUUGCUCGUUCAUCCGCUUUCAAGCGUGCCGCCAUUCGUCGUGGUGGACACGGACCAGCAUCAUACAACGAACCCGGCGGCUACUUGUUCAACGAGAAGCCUUUGGCACCUGGACAAAAGCGUGUUAAGGAGGAAUGGGAGACCAUCUACUACUGGGGUAUGGGCGGCGGUUUCGUCCUCAUGUCCGCUUUGUUAUACUAUAAGCCUGAUACAAGUGUCGUCACCUGGGCCACUAAGGAAGCCGAAAAAUCAUUGAAGGAGAAGGGUGUUUCACUCGAAUAUCCCAAGAGUGCCUAGACUACCUACCUUUUUUCCUCUACUAUACAUUGCUUUGUUCUAUACAGCGUUCUCACAUAUAAACCGAUCUUUAAAAAACCUUUGUUGCGAGAUGCGUGUAUAUGCGUAUCGGUCGGAAUCGCUGUAAAUGAGUAUUUUGACCACCGUGUCAGCAACCAGUUUUGCUAUUAACAUAUUUUCAUAU